Scophthalmus maximus (turbot) is the source of this 4633-nucleotide messenger RNA. RefSeq names its product fem-1 homolog c (gene fem1c). The record is from RefSeq and is a predicted model, not a curated record. NCBI's taxonomy places the organism in Eukaryota, Metazoa, Chordata, Actinopteri, Pleuronectiformes, Scophthalmidae. The coding region runs from base 1008 to 2864 and encodes 618 amino acids. The transcript has 6 exons. Gene Ontology annotation, molecular function: protein binding.
CACUGGGAGUUUCUUUUCCUCCUCUUUCAUAAUUUCCCAUAAAGAAAAAACAGUCCCGAGGGCUUGAACGGGAUCUGUUUUGUGCUUCUGUCGUGUUUUGAUUGGCCACGUUGGCAGCCCAUCCCGCCCUGUGAUUGGUCGUCGACGCGUCAAUCAUUCGCCGUGCUCGAGAAAAAAGACUGCGUUGCGUCUGUGAUUUGACAGAAACGGAGUCGUGAUCGGUCGGUGGAGCCGUGGGUGGAGAGCCUUCCCCUAUUUACCUUCCUCUUCGCCCAGACUGUCGUCGUGCCCGCUCGCUGCCGGGACUCGUGGAGAAGUGUCACCAGCCGUGUUCGGGGGCUAACGGGUGCCGGUUGUUUGUUGACGUGUGCGUGAAGGGAGGACGCCCUGGGUGUGGACGGGGGUCUCCCCUCAACCAAACGAACCGAGCGUCGCUCGCCCAGGCUAAGCUAGCAGCAGCAGCAGCAGCAGCACGGCGCAACGGGCGGGGGUGGAUUUCCUCCUCUCGGCCCUCGGAAAGUGAACACAAAUAAGGUGUCGGGAGUAUGUCGCGGAACAAUGACAGGCGCGGGCAGCAGGUGUGACGGGGGAGGGGGCGACGCGUCGGUCGAUGAGCGUUUCUCACGCGGGCGAUAAAGAAGUGUGAAGCGGUUCAAGCUAGGCGAAGCUAGUCGGCUAGCCGAGUCGAUCGAGGAAGUUGAACAGCCAGCUCGGCGACAAACGUGUCGCUGGACCAAGGCUCGACUCAGACGCCCGAGUUACUGAGUGAAUCACCCACGCAGCCGACUUCUGUAUCAUUGGAGCUGAGGUGUGACAUGCUGCGAGUUACCGCUGUCGUUUAACCCGGACCCGACCACUAGCUCGAGAGUCGCCCCUUGUAAACAAAGGGUCCCGGGCGCCACCUGUCCACGGCGACGUGACACCCCGGGCGAUCGUCCGCGGAUCGUGUCGCCGACACCGUCGCCCUCUUCCCGUUGCUCCCGAGAGAAGCGAACCCGCCCGCGGACAUGGAUUUAAAGACGGCCGUGUUCAACGCAGCCAGGGACGGGAAGCUGCGGCUGCUCCAGAAGCUGCUGGAGAACAAAGAUGGACACGAGGUGACCAAGUUGAUGGGCGAGAAGACGAACGGGGCCACGCCGCUCCUGAUGGCGUCCCGCUACGGCCACCUGGACCUGGUCGAGUACCUGCUGGAGUGCUGCUGCGCCCCCGUGGAGCUCGGCGGCUCCGUGAACUUCGACGGCGAGACCAUCGAGGGAGCGCCGCCCCUCUGGGCCGCCUCGGCCGCCGGCCACCUGAAGGUGGUCCAGUCGCUGCUGGGCCACGGGGCGUCCGUCAACAGCACGACGCUGACCAACUCGACGCCCCUGAGGGCGGCCUGCUUCGACGGACACCUGGACAUUGUGAAGUACCUGGUGGAGCACAAGGCGGACCUGGAGGUGGCCAACAGACACGGACACACGUGUCUCAUGAUCUCCUGCUACAAGGGCCACAAGGAGAUCGCCCAGUACCUGCUGGAGAAGGGGGCGGAUGUCAACAGGAAAAGUGUAAAAGGCAACACAGCGCUUCAUGACUGUGCAGAGUCGGGCAGUCUGGAGAUCAUGCGGAUGUUGCUUCAGUAUGGAGCUUCCAUGGAGCAGGACGGCUACGGCAUGACGCCCCUUCUCUCCGCCAGCGUCACAGGCCACACCAACAUCGUAGACUACCUGACAGCGCACCAGCAGACGAGCCACAUGGAGCGCAUUGAUGCCCUGGAGCUCCUGGGAGCCACAUUUGUGGACAAGAAGAGAGAUCUGCUGGGAGCUUUGAAAUACUGGAAGAGAGCCAUGGACCUCAGGUGCACGGACAGUAACAACAUUGUCCAUAAACCGGAACCCAAGCAGCUGAUCAUGGCAUACGACUACGCCAGGGAGGUCACAAAUGGAGAAGAGCUGGACGGGCUGAUAUCUGACCCGGAUGAGAUGCGCAUGCAGGCUUUGCUUAUCCGUGAGAGAAUUCUCGGCCCACAGCAUCCUGACACGUCCUACUACAUCCGUUACCGGGGUGCCGUCUAUGCCGACUCAGGGAACUUUGAGCGCUGCAUCAAUCUGUGGAAGUAUGCGCUGGACAUGCAGCAGAGCAACCUGGACCCCCUCAGCCCCAUGACAGCCUCCAGCCUGCUGUCAUUCGCUGAGCUCUUCUCCUUCAUGCUACAGGACCGGGCCAAGGGGCUGCUGGGGACGUCGGUGUCAUUUGAGGACUUGAUGGGGAUCCUUACCAAGAGCGUGUUGGAGAUUGAGCGAGCGGUCAGGCAAAAUGGACCCAUGCCUCCCGACCCUGGCCAGCUCAGCAAGGCCCUGUCAAUCAUCCUGCACCUCAUUUGUCUUUUAGAGAAGGUGCCGUGUACUGCAGAGCAGGACCACUUCAAGAAGGAAACCAUCUAUAGAUUCCUAAAGCUCCAUCCGUGCGGUAAGAACGGUUACAGUCCACUCCACCUGGCAGUCGACCGCAACACCACCUGUGUUGGCCGCUACCCCGUCUGCAAGUUCCCCUCCUUCACAGUCGCCUCCAUCCUUCUUGAGUGCGGGGCGGACGUUAACAGUCGAGAUGAAGACGACAACAGUCCCCUCCACAUAGCUGCAUCAAACGGUCACCCUGACAUCAUGAACCUGCUGAUUUCCUGCGGGACUCACUUUGACAGCACCAACGCCUUCCAACAAAUGGCCUGUGACCUCCUGGACGAAAAGGAGCUGGCCAGGAAUGUCAUCCAGCCCAUAAACCACACCACGCUGCAGUGCCUAGCCGCCAGGGCUAUCAUCAAGCACGGCCUCGUCUACCGGGGAAACAUCCCCGAGAAACUAGAAGCCUUUGUCUUGCUCCACAGAUAAUGGUCGUGAAGGAGUGUUGGGUGGAUGAAAAGAGGGAGGUGGUGUUGUUACAUCUAGUGGAAUGGACAAGCAGCAGCAUGAUGAUUCAACACCUGAUCCACUCGAUGUUUGAGGAGCGGAAAGACACAAUUUUGUAGGUUAAGGUUUGCAAAUUCAGACUCUUUGGCGAGAUGGAGCUUGGCUGUCCGUGUGCACAAAAAUCUUCUCCUCCAUCAACCAGGAUCAUCUGAAAAAUGAUUGAGGUGAACGGUGGAACGAGUGAUGUUUUUCAUCCUCCGUUUGUCGUUACAUGGAACAACAGCUGUGCAUGGCCACAGCCUGAUCUGUGAGGAUGUGUCAACAGUGGAUUGCAACACGGACAAACGCAGUUGUAUAUCUGGAUGAACUGAGCAAAGGGUUUAUGUAUUUUUUGCUUUACAAAAAAUUCAAUCUUUUUUUUUUUUGCAUAUUCCACAAUGCUAUUUAUUGAAUGAAACUUGAGAGAUUUUUCUCCAUGCUGGCUCCAACCAAGCCUCUUCUCAAAGCAAGGAUUGAGGUGUUUCUACAUAUGCUGGGACUUCAGGUUGUUUUUUUUUUUUGAUUGUCCUAUCACUGUUGCCAACAGUCAUGGACCCUUAGUCAGUCAUCGUUAGUUUUUUUUUUUUGUACUUUUACAAUACAUUUAAUUAGUGUCAUGCAAAUCUGGACAUCUGCCAAGUGGUGUGGAUUCUAGACUCAUUUGUUGUUCACACUUCUUCAGUGUAUAACAAAGCUUUACAAGAAGGGUUAAUGUGUGUGAACACCACAAGUGCUUUAUUCUUCCUAUGCACAGGCUAGGCUGUUGGAAAGAGAGACUGUUGUAUUCUGUGCCGGCACUUGUCUGUGCAAUAUCUCAUGAGUUUUUUUGUGUUAACCUCAUUGCUGCCGUUUCCUUCAGUAUCCUCCUACUUCGCUCAACGAAGACGUGGAUACGAAACCAUUGAGCUGAUUGUUUUCAGAGCGAAUGAAUUUGAGUGAUUGUGCGUGUGUGAACAAGUGAUUGCAAGUGCCACACAGUGUGUUUCCUUGUAUGUUGUGGUUUUUUUUUUUUUUGAGCUUACAAAAACUGUUGAGGACAAGAGUUCUGGUGAAGUGGCACUCAUGGAGAUUCCAUAAUGCACGACUGACACUAGCCAUCGCAGCGGCCAAACUAGAACCCGCUGGAGUGUGCAGGCUUGUACACAGAAGUGACCUCUUAAACGUUCACACAAGGCCGACCUUUUAAAUGCCAUCGUUCUUUCAAUGAUCUUGAUCAAAAAAAAGACAAAUCUAGGGUUACGUUACCAACACUCGCCCACUGUGCAUGUGCAGCAGCAGCAGAAUACUGACCAACCAUUAAUUUCAGAAAACCUUUUCAUGAGAACUCCUGGACUUCAAACUCGACUACAGCAUCCGGUAGUUCUGCUUUUGUACAACUGUCGUCCAAUUGUAUGAGAACCCAAGACACGAACGAGCGGGAGGACGUGUCGACGUACAAAAUAGUUAAAUCUUUGUGAAUUCUCAUGUUUGCACAUUAGCUUUAGAUGUGUGGGUUGAGAGAAAAAAGGGCUUUUCAUAACACGUAGGAUUUCAUAUUGCAGUCUGUUAAACCUGAAAAAGUUUUUAAAAAAACAGACAAAAAGGUAUGAGGACUCCCAGGGCAACUUGAUUUGAAUCUGCACUUUACUACAGCGGAGUUAAAGAUUUGAUAUGGCAUUAAUCAAGUUCAUGUCUUAAUAACCAGUUUGACAAUAAACCCAUGUUGCACUUGU